Molecule: messenger RNA, 1143 nt
Organism: Photinus pyralis (common eastern firefly)
Lineage: Eukaryota; Metazoa; Arthropoda; Insecta; Coleoptera; Lampyridae
Exons: 2
Coding region: 1-1143 (380 amino acids)
Source: RefSeq, a predicted model, not a curated record
AUGGAUAGAUGGAAAGAGUACUUCCAAGAACUAUUGAAUAGACACGAACGGCAGGAAAAAAGUCAACAAGAAAGGAUACAGGCUAACAUAGACGAAGGAGAUUUGGGUAUCGAGAUAAGUAUAGAAGAAGUAGUAGACAUAGUGAAAAGUUUGAAGUAUGGAAAAGCGCCAGGACACGACAAAAUAACAACUGAAAUGAUUAAGCGACUAGGGAACAACGGCAUGGAAAUGCUAUGUCAAUUACUCAAUAAGGCUUGGCACAGUGGUGAAGUUCCAGAAGACUGGAAAGUAGGUAUAAUCAUUCCGAUACAUAAAAAUGGGGAUUCAAAAGAUUGUAAAAUCUACAGAGGAGUAACACAGCUAAGUACGGCUGCAAAAAUUUACGAAAGUAUAUUAGAAAGAAAACUGAAACAGGCAAUAGAGUAUCAGCUGGAAGAAUCGCAAAGUGGAUUUCGGAAGGGAAGGUGCAUCCAGGAUCACAUAUUUACAAUUAAACAAAUCACAGAAAAAGCUCUAAUACAACAGAAGGUCGUGUAUUUGGCAUUUGUAGAUCUCGAGAAGGCAUUCGACAGCGUAUCGCAAUCUCUUGUUUGGGAAAGUCUAGGAAGAAGAGGAAUAAAUGGAAAACUCUUAAGAGGAAUCAUAAGAAGAACAAAUAUUACAAUGGAUAUAACAAUUGAUGAAGAAAGAAUAGAACAAGUUGACAAAUACAAAUAUCUGGGAGUCCUAAUUCAACGAGAGGGGAAUAUGGAAGAAGAAGUUAAUGAAAGACUGAGUAAUGCAGCAAAAUUAUAUCACACCUUGAGCAAGACAUUUUUAACAAAACGAGAGAUCACAAACACGACAAAGAUGGCGGUGUAUAAAACGGUUUAUAGACCGAUUCUUCUUGGAGAAGAAACAUGGAAUCUCACGAAUUCUUCAAAAAGUAAAAUUCAAGCCAUGGAAAUGAAAUUCCUUAGGAGGAUAUUAGGCCUUACACGAAGAGAUAGGGUCAGAAACGAAAUUGUGAGAGCGGAACUCGGAGUGGAACCAAUCAUACAGAGGGUGGAGAACCAACAGCUGCGGUGGUUUGGGCAUUUAAACAGAAUGCAGGACAACAUGCCUGUAAAACAAGUUUGGGAAUCACGGUCACAAUCUAGGUAG